UGUACAUUUGUUCAUUCAUAAAUGAUACAUCAUUUACCAACUCAAAUAUUACGCCACCCAUUCUCUUUGUUCUGACGGAAAUUUCAAAACCUUUAAGCACUUUAAAGACCAUGGAAGAAAGUAAUACUUCUAAUACUUCUGUAGCUCCAGAGUCUACAACGGCCCAACCUCCAUCUCCAGCCCAUUCGGAUGCAUCUAGUACCAAAAGAGACACAGAAGCCCCUAUUGCUUCGGGAGCGACAACACCGGCGAGCAGCAGUGGGUCUACAAAUGGAAAACCUUCAAAAAAUGUACCCAGUUCCACACCAGCAAUAAACAUUUUUUCGAAUGACGGAAGCUUUUUGGAUCGGUUUAAGAAAAUGAAGGCUGAAGAAGAUGAGAAAAAGAAGCAGCUUGAUGCCUUAGAAAGGAAAAAAGCUUUUGAAGAUCGGAUUAAAAAUCGUGGAAAGCGCAAGAGUCAACCUACGGACGAAGAACCAGAUCCUAAACGCGUCACCUUAGAGGAUGUAGAACGUGGCGAAACGUUGGAUCCAAAGGCCAAUGCAUACCUAAAGGAGAUGCAAAAGUACAAUGAGCGUUUGUGUAAAGAUGAUACAGGACAUGUGCGUCCGUUGGUGAAGUGA
Messenger RNA from Acaulospora morrowiae, 623 nucleotides. NCBI's taxonomy places the organism in Eukaryota, Fungi, Glomeromycota, Glomeromycetes, Diversisporales, Acaulosporaceae. The record is from the annotation of a GenBank genome assembly.